AUCUGACUUCCUUCCAAUAGCCGACUGUGGCUGCACCAGCUGCUAAGCGUUGUUUCUCAAACAGGUGUCUGUCAUUCUUUAACUCACUCUCUCUAAUCCCCGAUUCGAAUUCGAUCUUCAGAUCUCCAAAGGUAUUGAAAUGGCGGAAUCAAAGCCAUUGAGAAAACCUGUUUUCACCAAGGUGGACCAACUUCGCCCCGGCACUAGUGGUCACACUCUUACUGUCAAGGUUGUCAGUACAAAGAUGGUAUUGCAGAAGGGUCGUGCUGAUGGUCCUCAAGUUCGUCAAAUGCGAAUUGCUGAAUGCUUGGUAGGAGAUGAGACAGGAAUGAUUAUCUUUACCGCUAGAAAUGAACAAGUGGACUUGAUGAAAGAAGGUACUACCAUAACUCUUCGCAAUGCGAAAAUUGACAUGUUUAAAGGAUCAAUGAGGCUUGCAGUGGACAAAUGGGGUCGUGUUGAGCUUGCUGAGCCUGCUAGUUUCACUGUGAAGGAAGAUAACAAUCUCUCACUGAUCGAGUAUGAGCUGGUUAAUGUUGUUGAAGAGUGACCUUUCUGGACCCUCUCUGGAUGGUGUUUGCUUUGCUUCAAUAUUGUAAACCAAGAAUAAAAUCAACUCCAGUAAACGUGUUACUCUGAUCUACACGACAUCUCAUCUUCAAAAGUCUCAUGGAAGUUCAUUUUUAGGAAGAAGAAAUCUGGAAGCUAGUGUAAUACUCGAAGUUGCUUCUUGCCCUUGCAGCGAAUCCAGCAGAACCUCUUGGUUGGACAUCCAUACAGAUGGCGAUGGCUGUAAAUUUUAGAGUUAAAAAUAACUAGCUUUUGGAACUUGCUUUCAUUUGUUUACUUUUGUUUGUUGUUUUUUUUGUUUUUGGUAUUUAGAUUAUACUUAAAGUAAGUCUAAUAUUAUGUAUGCCUUCAUACUUCAUACGGCUCGCGUUAUUUCUUUCCAAGUAAUAUCUAAAUGAUAUGACAUAAGACUUUUUUUUUUCAAUGGGGAAGGGGAUUCGAACCUUUUUUUUU
Molecule: messenger RNA, 1023 nt
Organism: Durio zibethinus
Lineage: Eukaryota; Viridiplantae; Streptophyta; Magnoliopsida; Malvales; Malvaceae
Source: RefSeq, a predicted model, not a curated record